Molecule: messenger RNA, 918 nt
Organism: Mus caroli (Ryukyu mouse)
Lineage: Eukaryota; Metazoa; Chordata; Mammalia; Rodentia; Muridae
Source: RefSeq, a predicted model, not a curated record
AAUUUUCUACCCAUGAAGUUAAAAAUAGUUUUGAAUAUUAGUGAAAUAACUGUAUUCCUUCUUCUAACUGGACUUGGCACUGUGGCAAAUAUUUCCAUUUUUGUGAAUUAUAUAUGUACUUUUAUGGGGUCUGGAAAGAAGUCUAUACACCUUAUUCUUAUCCACUUGGCUUUGACAAAUAUUACAUUGCUUUUUUCCAAGGUAAUGCCAGUGACAAUUGCAGCUUUAGGGUUGAGACACUUUCUAGGUGAUGUAGGCUGUCACGUUAUUGUUUAUCUAGAAAGGAUGGCCCGGGGCCUGUCCAUCUGCACCAGCAGUCUCCUCACAGUGGUCCAAGCAGUCAUCAUGAGCCCCAGAGUCUCCUGGUGGGGGAGGCUCAGACUAAGGUCUAAAUGGCAUGUGCUUCUCUCUCUGUUCUUCCUAUGGAUUCUAAAUAUGUUGACCAGCAUGAACCUCCUCCUUUCCAUCAGAGACACAGCUACAGACACCUUACAACUGAGGCAGAUUAGUGAAUAUUGUUAUUUCAAAAAAGAAAGUCAGAAAAGAAACAACAUUUUUCUCAUCCUCAUGGUCCUGAGAGAUGCAGUGUUUCAGGGUGCCAUGGGAGGCGCCAGUGGCUACAUGGUAUUUCUUCUCCACAAGCACCACCAGCAUGUCCUCUACCUUCAGAACUCCAAGCUUCUCUACAGAACUCCCCCUGAGCUGAGAGCUGCCCAGAGUGUCCUCCUUCUGAUGCUCUGUUUUGUUUUCUUUUAUUGGACAGAUUGUGUUGUUUCUUUGUAUUUAUCUUCCUCCUUGAAUAAUGACUCCUUAACUAUGCAUUUUCAAGAAUUUCUGACCAUUGGUUAUGCAGUUCUUAGCCCAUUUAUGCUGAUUCAUAGGGAUGGACUUCUGGCUGAAUGUUGCCAUGCUCAUUAA